Messenger RNA from Danio aesculapii, 2016 nucleotides. RefSeq names its product heparan sulfate 6-O-sulfotransferase 3b (gene hs6st3b). The record is from RefSeq and is a predicted model, not a curated record. The transcript is spliced from 2 exons. Gene Ontology annotation, molecular function: heparan sulfate 6-sulfotransferase activity. NCBI's taxonomy places the organism in Eukaryota, Metazoa, Chordata, Actinopteri, Cypriniformes, Danionidae. Gene Ontology annotation, cellular component: membrane. Bases 408 to 1667 code for a protein of 419 amino acids.
UUGACAGCACUGGCGUCCUCCCGCUGAUGCGCGCCGCGGCGGGAUGGCCGAAGAGCACAGACUCAUCCAGAAUGUAGACACUCCGCCGAGCAAAACACACCUAGACGCUUCAAAUCAAUUCAUUUGCCUUAGUAUUUUGACGUCUUAUACCUCAUACGACCACGGUGUUCGGUUAUUGAACAGUAUUUGGUUGUGCAUUUUGUCAUGCUUCUUGUCUUGCACUUUCUUCACAACUUUACGAGAGAGCAAGUUUUGACGUGAAGACCUGGAUGUCACACUGCUCUUUUUAGCAUAUCAACAUGUGGCAUGGGGCUUUUGGGCUGUUUCUCACGCGAUCGUCCUGGAACGAGACCCGGAGAGGAGGUCAUGAUUCACAUUAACUGCAUGAAGAAUUUCCUUGUGCUAAGAUGAAUGAGAAACCCAACAAAUGGAUUUUCAUCCCAGUUUUAGCCUUUCUUUUUGUCAUGAUUGGGUACCAGUAUAUUUGUCCGGCAGGCGGUCAGGCUUGUCAUUUCAGGACUGGAGACAAACUCGUGAGGAUCGCGCCUCUGGCCACCCCGGACCCGACCACCGACGACCUGUACCGGGAGCCGGACCCGGAGGAAGACAACCCACCUAAAUGCGCAUCCAAAUUCAACUUUACGGAACGCGACCUGACGCGGGAUGUCGAUUUUAACAUCAAGGGAGACGAUGUGAUUGUGUUUCUGCACAUUCAGAAGACGGGAGGGACCACAUUUGGCAGGCACCUGGUCAGGAAUAUUCGCUUGGAGCAGCCGUGCGACUGCAAAGCGGGACAGAAGAAAUGCACGUGCCACCGGCCGGGUAAGCAGGAGUCCUGGCUCUUCUCGAGGUUUUCCACGGGCUGGAGCUGCGGGCUGCACGCGGACUGGACGGAACUGACCAACUGCGUGCCGGUGAUUAUGGACAAAAGGCAGCCUCCAAAGCGCAAGAGGAACUUCUACUACAUCACCAUGCUGCGAGACCCAGUGUCCCGCUACCUGAGCGAGUGGAAGCACGUGCAGCGCGGAGCCACUUGGAAGACCUCGCUCCACAUGUGCGACGGCCGUUCCCCCACACAGGACGAGCUGCCCACCUGCUACAACGGAGACGACUGGUCGGGGGUCACCCUACACGACUUCAUGGACUGCCCUUCAAACCUUGCCAACAACAGGCAGGUGCGCAUGUUGGCUGACCUCAGCUUGGUGGGCUGCUACAACCUCUCCACCAUGAACGAGAGCGAGCGAAACCCCAUUCUCCUGGCCAGCGCCAAGAGUAACCUCAAAAACAUGGCUUUCUACGGCCUGACCGAGUUUCAACGCAAGACGCAGUAUCUGUUCGAGCGUACUUUCCACCUUCGCUUCAUUUCCGCCUUCACGCAGAUCAACAGCACGCGGGCCGCUAAUGUGGAGUUGCGGGACGACAUGCGUAGCCGGAUAGAGCAGCUCAAUGUGCUGGAUAUGCAGCUGUAUGAGUUCGCCAAAGACCUCUUUCUACAGAGAUAUCAGUUCGUCCGACAGCGUGAGCGGCAGGAGGAGAGAUUGAAGAGGAGAGAGGAAAGACGGUGGAUUAGAGAGCGCAGAGUCAACCAGAGCAAAGAGCCCAUUGUGGAGAACCAAACUCGGGUCACCACCACUGAGGACUAUGCCAGCCAAGUGGUCCGUUGGUGAUGCCACUUGAAAAAUUCAAACAAAUAAACAAAUACUGGGACAUAGAGAGCGUAAAGCGACACUGGAGGAAAAGGUGGACUCAGUUUAGUACUCAUUGGUCCCCUUUAAAUAAAUACACAAUCAAACAGACAAACAAAUAAAUAAAAAACUAAAGAUUUUAAUUUAAAUAACUGCCUUAAGCAGUAUUUUUGUCAUGGUUUUCAGCAAAUAUCACCCUAGUUUUGUAUUUUUUAACACUAAUGCAAUAAAUUAUUUCAUAUCUGUGCCUUUUAAACCAACAACAACAAAACAACUGGGUAAGAAUUUUCAAUUUGAAGAGACAAUAAUGUUUGAAAUUGAAUAAUCAUUA